Molecule: messenger RNA, 1343 nt
Organism: Exophiala viscosa
Lineage: Eukaryota; Fungi; Ascomycota; Eurotiomycetes; Chaetothyriales; Herpotrichiellaceae
Product: ribonuclease-III-like-domain-containing protein
Exons: 3
Coding region: 179-1024 (281 amino acids)
Biological process (GO): mitochondrial translation; RNA processing
Cellular component (GO): mitochondrial large ribosomal subunit
Molecular function (GO): ribonuclease III activity; structural constituent of ribosome
Source: RefSeq, a predicted model, not a curated record
CCGUAUACUAUUCAUACUUUUCAGCAUACAGUGCAAUGGCGAAAGAUCUUCUCGACUUUUCCCAAUCAUCAAAUUAUUUCGUCGAGUGUACUCUGGAACACUGACAUUGCCCUUUUCUAUUUGCGAACGGUUGUGUGCGCAAGGGCUCUUCUUGUUGUACAGAUAUACUCCUUUAAUAAUGUCCUCUCGAACAUCGUCUUCGAGACGACUCGUCCUUGACCUACUACAACCCGUUCGACCACGGCCAACGUGCGAAUGCAUACACUCCCGAUACCUGAAUCGCAAAUUCCCGCGACAAGCUCGCCAUGUCUCUUCCGCAGCUCCUAAAUUGGCCGAGAUGGAGAUGGACUCGGAAACGUCGCCGCGCUGGGCUGUAACACCUGAAGGAAUGAAAGCUCCUGUCCGAACAAGACCGGUUCGACAGACAUUGAAAAUCAAUACGGAUCAGCGAAAGCUCGACGAUGUAUAUGUCAAAUUCUUGGGCAGAGGAGGAGAUAAACUGCUGUCGGAGGAGACAAAAUGGCUUGCGAUCACGAGCAAGAGCUUCGACCACGGUCGCAGAGGUUUCAACGACCGCCUAGCAUUUUUUGGCAAGCGAAUAGUCGAAUUACAAUGCUGCCUAGGACUACUCAGUGUCUCAGACUCCGAGACGUUCCUGAAAGGCAAAGACCACGAUCCUCACGGCCGUGUCCCUUUCCGACAUCCUGCGAUUGAGUCGGUGGAGUGUUUAUUAGGAGGAGCACAUGAAUGGUUCACAAACCACAAACAGCUUUCAAAUCUAGCUACACAGUACGGACUACCCGAGGUCGUGCGGUGGCAUCCUAAAGAUCCUGAACGACUUGAUGCUUCUGGCGCGGACCUCGUCUACUCACAAUCUGUACUGGCAAUCAUCGGCGCGCUUGCUCUGGAACAAGGUGGCGCUGUCGCAAAUCGCGUAGCAAAGGAAAGAGUGCUGUCCCCGCUGGGAAUGAAGAGAGAUUGGAUACAGAAGAUCACAACACCAGAUCCCGCCGCAGCGUCAUGAGCAGAGAAAGGAUGGAUUACCCUUUUCGUGUACAACAGAUUUCGAGCCAUAUUAUUGUACAGAAUAAGAGAUGUUUGGGUCCUCUGACACCGCCUGAGCAACUAAAUGAAUACUCAGCCAGCUCUUAUGGCACCGUCAUAAUCGGUCUUCGCGUCGCUAAAAUCGCAAAGUCUAACAACUGAAUGAUCAUAGGAUCCAGGCAGAAUGCCAUGAAUCCGACGAGUAAUGUCGCAUUGCACUGUCUUUUGGGCGCGUUGUGUUUUGAAAAGAAGAGGGAUCUGAGAAAUUUUGUUUUAGAGACAACUCCGCAGAAAAUGAU